Exophiala aquamarina CBS 119918 is the source of this 2739-nucleotide messenger RNA. RefSeq names its product ATP-binding cassette, subfamily G (WHITE), member 2, PDR. Gene Ontology annotation, cellular component: membrane. Lineage: Eukaryota; Fungi; Ascomycota; Eurotiomycetes; Chaetothyriales; Herpotrichiellaceae. The record is from RefSeq and is a predicted model, not a curated record. The coding region runs from base 1 to 2739 and encodes 912 amino acids. Gene Ontology annotation, molecular function: ATP hydrolysis activity; ATP binding; ABC-type transporter activity. Gene Ontology annotation, biological process: transmembrane transport. The transcript has 4 exons.
AUGUCAAUUGGCAGCAUAGUCAUGGCGCUCAUCAUCUCGUCUUUGUUCUACAAUCUUGAACCAAACACAACUUCAUUUCGCAGCCGCGCAGUCGUUCUUUUUGUGGCAAUUCUAUUCAAUGCUUUCUCUUCCAUGCUUGAGAUUCUCACGCUGUAUUCACAACAACCUAUUGUGGAAAAGCAAUCUCGCUAUGCUUUCUAUCAUCCAUCGGCGGAGUCAUAUGCUUCUGUACUGGUUGACCUACCAGUGAAGAUCUCCAACAUCGUUUCAUUCAAUAUGGUAUUCUACUUCAUGACGAAUCUCAACCGUGCCCCCGGCCCAUUCUUUUUCUAUCUCCUUGUGGAGUUCUGCAUUGUCAUGGCUAUGUCUGGGGUCUUCAGAUCUGUUGCCUCAGUAUCCCGAACAGAAUCGCAGGCCAUGGUUCCAGCCACAUUUAUAAUGCUUGCCCUGAUCAUUUUUACCGGAUUUGUUGUCCCCAUUGACUACAUGCUGGGUUGGUGCCGCUGGAUCUGUUAUGUGAACCCAGUUGGCUGGGGCUAUGAGUCCCUGAUGGUGAAUGAGUUCCACGGCCGCAAUUUCAUGUGCUCGGGUUAUGUUCCCGGCUACAUAGAUGUCACUGCCGGCACUACGGCUUGUGACGCAGUGGGAGCCGUCCCAGGACAGUCCUAUGUGAAAGGAGAGGACUACAUCAGUUCAGCAUACAGCUAUCACCAUGCUCAUAAAUGGCGGAAUGUCGGUAUUGUUAUCGCAAUCGCAGCUUUCGGUCAUCUCGUUUAUUUCACGGCCAGCGAAUGUAUCACAGCCAAAAAGUCGAAAGGUGAAGUUCUUGUCUUCCGUCACCGAGUCGUUGCUCCAAUUUCGAAAAUGGGUAACGAUGUUGAAAAAUCAUUCUCGGGAUCUUCACCGCCUGUCGCGAACUUUGGUCGGUCAGAUAUACGCAACAAGAACGAUUUCAAACGCUCCCAAGGCGUGUUUCACUGGAGGAACGUAUGCUAUGACAUCAAUAUUAAAGGCAAGCCUAGGCGUAUUUUGGAUUCUGUCGAUGGUUGGGUGAAACCUGGCACUGUAACAGCCUUGAUGGGGGUAUCCGGAGCCGGCAAAACCACACUCUUGGACUGUCUAGCAGAUCGACGCGCGGGUGUGGGCAUUAUUACUGGUGAAAUGUUGGUUGAUGGAGUAAUGCGGGAUGAAAGUUUUCAACGCAAAACAGGUUAUGGUCAACAACAUGAUCUGCACCUGCAAACGAGUACAGUACGGGAGGCUCUACAAUUCUCUGCUCUUCUUCGUCAGCCAUCUAGUGUCUCAAAGGGUGAAAAGCUGGCGUAUGUGGAGGAGGUCAUGGAUCUAUUAGAUAUGCAGGAUUUUGCAGACGCAAUUGUUGGUGUCUUAGGAGAGGGUCUAAAUGUCGAGCAGCGCAAACGCUUAACUAUUGGCGUGGAGCUGGCGGCUAGACCUCCACUUCUACUUUUCGUCGACGAACCUACAUCAGGACUUGACUCUCAAACGAGCUGGGCCAUUCUAGAGUUACUCAAAAAGCUCUCGGAUGCGGGCCAAUCCAUACUUUGCGCCAUUCAUCAGCCAUCUGCAAUGCUCUUUCAGCGGUUCGAUCGCCUGCUACUGUUGGCUGAGGGCAGCCAAACGAGGUCUAGCUCGGAAUAUCAAGCUGUUCAGAACGAAUUGACAAGCCUCGAGUCCUCGAAGGGAGAUCAGCCUUCCACGGAAGGAAAGAACGAACCCACGCAACAUCAUGAGUUUGCCGAACCACUGUGGCAGCAGUUUAUAGUCGUUCACCGCCGAGCAGUCCGACAUCUUUUCCGAACGCCCACCUACAUUUACUCCAAGCUUUUGCUUUGCAUUGGCAGCAGCCUCUUCAUUGGUCUUGUUUUUCUCGACGCACCAUUGACCAUUCAGGGGCUUCAAAACCAGAUGUUUGCCAUUUUCGAGAUUUGCAGUAUAUUAUCGCAGUUGAUAGACCAGCAAAUGCCACAAUUUAUUGAACAGCGCUCUCUGUACGAAGUCCGGGAACGACCUGCCAAAACCUAUUCCUGGAAGGUCUUCAUGCUCAGCCAGAUCAUCUCCGAGCUUCCUUGGACUGCUCUAGCAUCUGUGUUCAUGUGGGCGCUUGUGUACUAUCCGGUUGGCUUUUACAAAAAUGCCAACGCCGCCGGGCAAGGAGUCGAGCGAGGAGCUUUGAUGUGGCUUCUAUUCUGGCAACUUCUCCUUUUCACCUCGACUUUUGCACACAUGUGUGUUGCCGCGGUUGAAAAUGCAGAGGAGGGAGGAAACAUGGCGAAUUUCCUUUUCAUCUCAAUAUUCUUCUUUUGUGGCGUUCUCGCUCCACCAGACGCAAUGCCAAGAUUUUGGAUAUUCUUAUACCGGGUCUCACCCUUGAAUUAUUGGAUCUCAGCGGUUCUGUCCGCCGGCCUCGCCAAUGCUGAGGUCACAUGUGCAAAUAACGAAUGGACCACCAUCACUACCCCCGAGGGCAGAACAUGCGGCGACUACAUGGCAAAUUACAUUUCACAAGCCGGGGGUUAUGUCCGGCACCCAAACACGACUGGAAUUUGCAGUUACUGCAAAGUAAAGGAUACGAACGUGUUCUUGUCCAGCAUCAGCGCCCAUUACGAGGAUAGGUGGCGCAAUUUCGGUAUUUUCUGGGCGUUCAUCGCAUUCAACAUUGUUGCAGCGCUGGCUCUUUACUGGCUGGCAAGAGUACCGAAGGGGAAGAAGAAGGUGUGA